Molecule: messenger RNA, 603 nt
Organism: Dinoponera quadriceps
Lineage: Eukaryota; Metazoa; Arthropoda; Insecta; Hymenoptera; Formicidae
Exons: 2
Coding region: 310-582 (90 amino acids)
Source: RefSeq, a predicted model, not a curated record
GACAGUUGGAAAUACGCGCAUGAGUGUUUUGUUAACAAAAUGAACGAUUAAUUUUCACGUCGAUAUUUCUAUAAGUAUUCCGGGCUGUUUCGUAGCAAAACGUCUGCAAAAUGAUUCGAACAUUGAAUCUCAUCCUGACGGAAUGGCGGCCGAGAAAUUGCAGACAAUUUGUCACGAGUAUGAGCGACCCAACGUUUCUGAAUAAUCUAUAUUUGCCAGCUUGAAACUAGUACUCUAGCUAAUAUAGAGCGUUGCUUUUUCCCAUCCUAACGUUUUCGACUAUGUUCUUCUCGGAGAAACAAAAAUUAAAUGAGUGAUCUGCGUUUAGAUACUUCGCUGCUGAAAAUAAAGCAAGACGUAGACGCGUUUGUAGAAAGCGAGCGGGAGGAAUCGCCACGAAUGAAGCAAUUCCACGAAAAGCUCAAAUUACAGCCGAUACCAAAAGUAGGACCACGAGAACGGUUUGUGGAUCUAGUGUUGGUGGAAAUUGACUCGAAAACUGGAGAAUUGAUAGCAGAUUGCGAAAAGGAGCCUACUAAAUGGGGAGAUUGGCAACAUCGUGGUAGAGUCACCGAUUUCUGAAAUGAAAGAGUUGUAUGCUCA